CCAAAACAGGCCCGAUUGGAUCUGAACUUAGGGCGAGGGUUUGUUCUUGCAGCUGCCCCACCGCCGUCUUCAACCUCUCGAACUUUCGCCGGAGCCGCGCAGCGCCUGCUCCGUCACCGUGGGGGCUCUCUGCAGGCAUCAGCUUCAGAAGUCAAUAAAUUGCCCUAGUACUUGUUGCUUUUUCUCUAGCCUUGGGAACGAGCGUUUUUGACAGUUACAAAGAAAUGAGGCAAGAAGAAGUGGAUCAAUGCCAGAUCCAAGAGUGGUAUCCUAAAUUCAAGUCGGUGUCCAUCAAAACGCAUAUUCAUCAGCUUCCGGAGUCCUUUGUCCAGUACCUUCUUGGUGACUCUGGACCAUUUGUUCUGCCCAUUUCUAUCACAGGCGAAGAUGCCCUUCCCAACAGGGUUCAUAAUCCUGUGGAUGAAGAUGAUCUUGAGGUUCCAGAAGGAUCUGGAGACGAGUCUGAGGAGUUCCCACCUCCAUCUUUUCCAGAACUCGAGUUGAAGGUCAAAGAGUCAAUCACAUCGCUCGGGGGUGCUAUUUUCCCUAAACUAAACUGGAGCUCGCCAAAAGACGCUGCUUGGAUUAGUGGCAGUGGGAACCUUCGGUGCACGUCUCUCAGUGAGAUCACGCUCCUGCUACGUGCAUCCGAUUCAUCAACCCAUGAUCUCUGUCAUGCGUAUGAUUCUUGCAGCGACAAGACCUCAUCAAGGCCACAGAGCUUUUUCCUUGCUCUACGGAAAUGGCAGCCAGCGCUUCGACCAGAGAUGGAAUUCCGUUGUUUCGUAAGGAACAAGCUCCUGGUUGGGAUCUGCCAACGUGAGGUUACAACAUUUUAUCCCGUCCUCCUUGAGAAGAAGGACCACCUCAAGGUUUUGAUUGAGGAUUUCUUCGAAAGUGAAGUGUGCCCAAAAUUUGAAUCGGAUAAUUACACGUUUGAUAUUUAUGUCACAAAGGAUGGGAGGGUUAAGGUACUGGAUUUUAACCCUUGGGGGGCCUUUACACUGCCACUCCUCUUUUCAUGGGAGGAACUGAGUGAAGGGGAUGAUGAAGUCGUGGAUUUCAGAACUGUAGAGAGCCGGUGUGCGGUCCGACCCGGUUUGAAAACAGCUGUGCCAUAUGAUUACUUGGAUACAAGUCCUGGGAGUGGUUGGGACCAAUUCCUGAGAAAUGCUGAUGAGGAGCUGAGGAGACAAACUGAGGAGUCUCCACAAGCUGGUGCUUAGCGAUUGAAUUUCGGAUGCAGUCAACAACUGGCAUAAAGUUUAUUAUCCAUGCCCAUAGGAUUCUGUGAGUGUUUCAGCCGGAUUGGGAAUAAUCCCAUAUGAGGAAUCCUCCAACACCUAUAAUUGCUGUUAUCGACUUCUGAUUUAAUCUUCUCUAGGAAGACAUACCGGUCGUGAGCAAGCCAGGGGCGAUCACUUUGAUCAUGCCAUUAACCCCGCCAAAGCUGACGGCCUGACAGAACAGUCGGCUCAAUAGAGUGAAUUGAAACCUCUCAUUCGAUGACCGCUGGUGAAACGCCGACUGCGCUCUAGAUAGAUUUCUUUCCCAAGCUCAGGAUUAAACUGAAAGAUUGAUGAGGAUUGAGGAAUGGAGAAAUCCUGGAGAAGUUGAACCUUCUUGGAAAGGACGUUGUCGUCCAGAGGACGCUAAUCAGGCGGAACACAUCGUCGAAUGUACUCUACUCAUCCAGAAGCCAGAGGAAAUUUAUUUGACCAUGUGUUUUUUUUUUUUUUUAAUGGUUGG
Eucalyptus grandis is the source of this 1749-nucleotide messenger RNA. RefSeq names its product cell division cycle protein 123 homolog. Lineage: Eukaryota; Viridiplantae; Streptophyta; Magnoliopsida; Myrtales; Myrtaceae. The transcript has 3 exons. The coding region runs from base 225 to 1226 and encodes 333 amino acids. The record is from RefSeq and is a predicted model, not a curated record. Gene Ontology annotation, cellular component: cytoplasm.